Molecule: messenger RNA, 1578 nt
Organism: Ogataea haglerorum
Lineage: Eukaryota; Fungi; Ascomycota; Pichiomycetes; Pichiales; Pichiaceae
Exons: 1
Coding region: 1-1578 (525 amino acids)
Cellular component (GO): fungal-type vacuole membrane
Source: RefSeq, a predicted model, not a curated record
AUGCCUGAUGAGGAAGAAACUCCCUUAAUUCCUGUUGCAACAAAUCCUGUUAAGGAAUCUCUCCCUCCUUUGAGGGUUAGACUGUUCCAGGUUGGGUGCGCAUUGACGUGGUGCUUGUUUGCCGCAGGCCCUAUUUUCGGAUUUGCUGCAUUAAAACCUAUCUUGAUCGACCAAGGCAUUUACCGCGAGUACUGUAAAGAAAACGUCGAUACCGGAAAUAACAACAUGUGUGCAGAGCGUGACCUGAAACUCAACUUUAUGUUUACUAUCGCGGCAGUUGUCACCAACGCUACAGCUUUCGUAGUUGGACGAGUGCUUGACACUUUCGGACCAAGAGUGACAGGAAUUAUUGGUGCAAUUGUGAUAUUCUUUGCAGCAAUAAGUCUUUCGCAAGGACAAUCGAUUAGUAUCUUUGAUCCUUAUCUUGCAGGCUACAUAGGGCUUGCUUUUGGUGGUCCGUUCGUCUUCAUCAGCUCGUUCCAGUUAGCCAACUCGUUCCCUGGAAGAUCGGGUACCGUGCUAGCUUUCCUCACUGGAGCAUUCGAUUCCAGUUCAGCAGUGUUUCUCAUGUACAGACUUGUGUACCAGAACAAUUGGAUUCGGGACUUGAGUCUCAAGAAGUUUUUCACUGCUUAUCUGAUCGUGCCGAUUUUCAUACUGGUGUGUCAGCUCACAGUGAUGCCUAAAAAGUCCUAUAAAACAGUGGAAACUUUGGCUAAGAUAGGCGAAACAGGAAUCGACGAAACCGGUCUCCCGAUGGAUCCUGAAGAUCUCAGAUAUUCUCAGGCCCAGGUUGAUGCUCAGAGAUCGCGUAGGCCAUCUAUUAAAUCCGUGAGAUCUAAUAGAUCGGCCAAGUCAGUUUAUGAAGAGGUUGCUGAGAACCGUCUGUAUGAAAAAUCAGGAGGUGUUUCUGGAGUGCUGCAUAAUAAACCCUUGAAGGAACAAAUGACUUCACCAUGGUUUAUCCUUAUGGUUUGUUUUGCCACCAUUCAAAUGCUCAGGGUCAACUAUUUUGUGGCAACUAUAAGGUCUCAAAUGGAGUACUAUUUCCAGGACGAGGCAAUUGCGGUUCAAAUUAACAAGUUCUUCGAUGUUGCUCUUCCUGUUGGAGGCGUGUUUGCCAUUCCUUUCAUUGGAAUUUUACUGGACAACUUUAAAAUUGUGACAGUGCUUUCGGUCUUGCUUCAAAUCUCACUUUUGAUAGGAAUUUUUGGAAUGAUUCCUUUGCAGAUGGUGCAAUACCUGGGCAUCGUGAUGCUCGUGUUUUAUCGCCCAUUUUACUACACAGCCGUCUCUGAUUACUGCGCCAAAGUGUUCGGCUAUCAAACUUUUGGAACCGUUUAUGGGUCCAUCAAUUGUAUCUCUGGAUUAUUCAAUGUGCUUCAGGCCCCUCUUGACAAUGCUACGCAUACCAUAUUCAAAAUGAAUCCCAAUCCCGCGAACACGCUACUUGUUGGACUGACAUUCAUAGCCGGUCUUGCGCUUAUCAGUUACAUCAAAGGGCAAGAAAUCGAACUGAAAAAGAGAAACAUAAUACAUGAAGCUAUGCACAGUGAAGUUGUGGAAAUAGGAGAUUAA